UCACAAUCACAAAUGGAAAGGUUUGGAUGAAGAAUUACCUGUUCCAGGGAAAAGAGCACCGAAUGAUGCCUCCACAUCAUCCGUUGGCCGUCUCCUUGACAACAGACCGAGGCUUCCGGGACGGUAGACGUUACUUAGCAACCGUGAAAACAACAUGGCCGACGACAAAGAGGCAGCAGAGGCUUUAAUAGCAGAAACCCAAAAGAAAAUUAAAGAUGCAUUUGCUGUGUUUGAUCAUGAGGGUAACAGCACUGUGGACGUCAGAGAAAUUGGUACAAUCAUUAGGUCUCUGGGCUGCUGUCCAAGUGAAGAAGAACUUCAUGAAAUGUUAGCAGAGGUGGAGGAAGAAGAACCCACUGGCUAUAUACAGUUUGAUAAGUUCCUUCCGAUGAUGACUAAAGUAUUAAUAGAAAGAAAAUACAGGCCCCAAUCAGAGGAAAUUAUUUUGCGAGCAUUUGAGGCAAUGGAAUUCUUCAGCCAACCCCAGUCGGGCCAACUGACUGCCCCGGACCGACACCAGCCACCCCAGGCCCACAGCCAGCGCGGAGAAGAAGCUUAACUUCCGCCAGGCUAACCGAUAGCCCUGAACCGAUGACACCAGCGGUGCCAGGCUCACAGUCAGCACGGAGAAGAAGCUCAACUCCCGCCAGGCCAACCGACAGCCCCAGACCGACUACACCAGCGGCCUUAGGCUCACAGCCAACGCGGAGAAGAAAUACAACUAUUUCAUAGUUUGAAAGCAGUAUUUACUUACCUAGAAGAAUCAAAGCUGGAAAACACGGAAGAAAUGAAGGUGUAUGUACACAGCUCCACUGCUUUCCAGCAAUGUUUUGCAUAGUGACCUUUGACCUGAGCAUGAGCAGUCGGAAUACCGAACUCGCUUAUUCCGCAAGGACAAAAUUCUGUAAAAUGACUGGCCGUAACAUGGGGUUCACCUGUACAGUAAAUGGCAGGAUGCUUGGGAAUAUCAAUGUACAGAGGGAUCUCGGGGUAUAACUCUAUAGUUUGCUGAAAGUGGUAGAAAAGGUCUGGUAAAGAAGUCAUACGGUAUACUUGCCUUUAUUGGUUGGAGUAUUGUGUAUGAAAGUUAGAAAGUCAUGUUGCAGCUGUAUGAAACUUUAGUUAGGCCACAUUUGGAGCAUUUCUGGUCACCAUACUAUAGGAAAGAUGUGAAGGCUUUGACGAAGGUACAGAAGAGAGUUACCAAGAUGUUGGCUGGAUUGGAAUUCAUCAGCUAUAAUGAGAGGUUUGAACAAACUUCGAUUGUUUUCUCUGGAGAGUCAGAGGCUGACAGGCGACCUGAUAGAAGUAUGUAAAAUAAGGGGUGGCAUAGAUAGGGUGGUAGAGUUUUCUUUCCAGGAAUGGAUAGGUCAAAUACUAGAACACAUAGAUGGCAUAGCUUUAAUGUGAAAGGUCGAAAGUUUAAAAGGGGUACUUUUGUUACACAAAGAAGAGUAGAUGCCUGGAACAUGCUGCUAGGGGUAGUGACUGAAGCAUACAGCAUAAAUGGAGACAUUUUGCUAAAUGUGUGAACAUAUAGGGGAUAAAGGGAUACCGACCAUAUGAUGGCAAAUGGGUUUUGUGUAGAUUAGCAUCAUGAACGGCGCAGAUGUGGUGAGUCAAAGGGCCUGCUCCUAUUCUAUGUUCUGUGUUAUUAUCUAUAGACAUGGAAAUCAGACAGUCCAAUUUAUGAAAUGUUGCAUCGCACUGUCUGCUUCUAGCUAAGGUAAUAGGAGUUCAGCAUGUCUCAUCCCAGAUCUUUUGGCUACGUUAACCCCACAUUCAUCUUGAGGACUAUUGGAGAUGAUCUCUUUAAAAUGUAUGUGAUUGUCGUAGAGAGGAUGCUUAUUGACAGGCAUGCUUUUGAAUUACUACAGAGAGGAAGUCGGGAUCUCCAUCAGCCCAUCUGCUGGGUUUGGGCAAAAAGGGACAAAAACUUACCUGGGUAUACAGAUUACAGUCAUAGCACAUUUAUAGUUAGAAAAA
Molecule: messenger RNA, 1986 nt
Organism: Amblyraja radiata (thorny skate)
Lineage: Eukaryota; Metazoa; Chordata; Chondrichthyes; Rajiformes; Rajidae
Gene: drc8
Product: dynein regulatory complex subunit 8
Exons: 6
Coding region: 155-559 (134 amino acids)
Molecular function (GO): calcium ion binding
Source: RefSeq, a predicted model, not a curated record